This is a messenger RNA of Bubalus bubalis (water buffalo), 1058 nucleotides long. RefSeq names its product cathelicidin-4. The transcript is spliced from 4 exons. The coding region runs from base 142 to 951 and encodes 269 amino acids. Gene Ontology annotation, cellular component: extracellular region. Gene Ontology annotation, molecular function: lipopolysaccharide binding. Gene Ontology annotation, biological process: defense response to Gram-negative bacterium; antimicrobial humoral immune response mediated by antimicrobial peptide; innate immune response. Lineage: Eukaryota; Metazoa; Chordata; Mammalia; Artiodactyla; Bovidae. The record is from RefSeq and is a predicted model, not a curated record.
UAGGGAAGAUCCCCUGGAGAAGGGCAUGGCCACACACUCCAGUAUUCUAGCCUGGAGAAUCCCAUGGACAGAGGAGCCUGGUGGACUCCAAUCAUGGGGUCACAAAGAGUUGGACGUGCUGAAGUGACUUAGCACGCACGCAUGCAAAGUCCUUCAAACUGUUGUCCGGUGUGCAGGUGUAAGAGAUUGCUGACUCCCUCCCUCGCCAAGGACUCAACCAUUUUGAGCAAACCUGCCGGUGACACUCCCCAGGGAGUCCAGAAGAGACCAAGAAGUUGUCAGGGAGAUGCAGAAACCAUGUCUUCACCUUGCACAGGGGCCUCCCUACAAACUGCCCAGAACCCCAUGAAGCAACAGCAGGGGCUGAGGCAAGUCCACCUCACGCCCUGGGAGGAGGGCAGGGAUGCGGCGGGUCAGGAAGACUCCUGGUUGAGCCUUUGCAUCAGGGCCCAGGCUGAGCAUAAAAGGAGGGUCCCUCACCUGGGAGGAGGCAGACUGGGGACCAUGCAGACCCAAAGGGCCAUCCUCGUGCUGGGGCGGUGGUCACUGUGGCUUCUGCUGCUGGGGCUUGUGGUGUCCUCGACCAGCGCCCAGGACCUCAGCUACAGGGAAGCCGUGCUUCGUGCUGUGGAUCAGCUCAAUGAGCGGUCUUCAGAAGCUAAUCUCUACCGCCUCCUGGAGCUAGAACCACCUCCCAAGGAUGAUGCAGAUCUGGGCACUCGAAAGCCUGUGAGCUUCACGGUGAAGGAGACUGUGUGCCCCAGGACGACUCAGCAGCCUGCGGAGCAGUGUGACUUCAAGGAGGAAGGGCGGGUGAAACAGUGUGUGGGGACAGUCACCCUGGACCCGUCCAAUGACCAGUUUGACCUAAACUGUAAUGCGCUCCAGAGUGUCAGGAUACGCUUUCCAUGGCCAUGGCGAUGGCCAUGGUGGCCCAGAUUCCGAGGUUGAUGGACAAGAACUGUUGGAUCCCGAGCCUGGGGAAGAGUCCUAAGUGUCUGAUUUGUUCAGAUUCAGGCUUCUGGACAGUGAAAAUAAAUUCUUGUGAAAACAGGUUC